AUGGAGAACGGCUGCCCCAUUGAGUUCCCAGCCCGUUUCUGUUGCGGUCUGAUACACAACUCCUGGCCUCGCCGCCUGUCUUUGCCCCGUCCCUCUGGCAGAGAAGCAGGAUGUGGGGAAGUAACCAAACAGACUGUGCCCACGAAGGUGGGGCAGCGCCACAAUCUGAUUCUGCCAGGUGUGCCGAUUAUUUGUGCCGUGCAGGUGGAGGAACAGCCCUCCUCUUGUCUGGCAGGGAAAGGCGAGGCUGGUUGUAGCAGGCGGCCCUCGAGAGCCUCGGCCAAUAUUUGCACCCGUUCCACCUUCAUGGGCGUCAGAGCCACACGGGCACCGUGCCAGGCAGAGCAAGAUGGUAUACAAAUUAAAAGCGAUGAUGAUGAUGAUUCCUUGAGCCGUGGAGGUUUGCUCCUUUCUGACUUCCCCUCCCCUCCCCUUGCAGUCUCUGCCAGCACACAGGCCACUCACAGCUCUUCAGCAGCAAGCCCCUCGGCAGUCUCCGAACACCUAAGGACACCCAGUUCCAGGGUGGAGGAAAUCACUGCACCCCACAGCGAGAUCAGCCCCACGGCAUCAGGAGCACCCACAGAAGAGACCGCCUCUGCCAACCACACGACUCACCCGGGCUCCUCGCCUCCUCCCAGGCCCACCAACAGCACCACCAGGGAGGGGGGCAACACGACAACCGCCGCCCCACUCACAACCCCCCUGGCCAGCUCCAGGGAGCCACUGCUCACCAGCCGAGAGGCCGGAUCCGCCAGCCACAAUUCCACCACAGCUGAAUCCGGCGAGGACGCGCCCAUUUCCCAGAAACCCGGCCUGGUGGCCAUCAUCUGCAUCUUCGUGAUCAUCCUGCUCAUUGGCGCUGUCGUGGUCCUGGUGAAAUGUUACAAGGGGAGGGAGCCGGCCUUCCAGAAGCUGGACGAGGUCCCCAUGGGCAAAGUCACGGAAGGUUCUCCGUUUGCCCAUUUUCCUCCCAAGUAGCCUGGCUCCCCUUCCACCCCACUCCCCCCGAAGGCCUGCCGAAAGAAGGGCCGCAUCCUGCUGUCACUUAGCCUGUGCAAUAAUAAUAACAACAAAAGUUUCCAAAUUUG
Podarcis muralis (Common wall lizard) is the source of this 1091-nucleotide messenger RNA. The record is from RefSeq and is a predicted model, not a curated record. NCBI's taxonomy places the organism in Eukaryota, Metazoa, Chordata, Lepidosauria, Squamata, Lacertidae.